Metarhizium album ARSEF 1941 is the source of this 429-nucleotide messenger RNA. RefSeq lists its product as uncharacterized. The transcript is spliced from 2 exons. Bases 1 to 429 code for a protein of 142 amino acids. NCBI's taxonomy places the organism in Eukaryota, Fungi, Ascomycota, Sordariomycetes, Hypocreales, Clavicipitaceae. The record is from RefSeq and is a predicted model, not a curated record.
AUGGCAUGUCUUGAUUAUACUGUCGUGGGUGACGGCCACAUUUCGCUCCGUCUCAAGCACGGCAUUCACACCAUCUACCUCUUCGCAGAUGCACAGGCAUCCAUGUCCGACAUCACCAAGGAGCUGCUAGAACUUCUGAGCGAGCGAUAUCCGAACGGCCUCACCACAGCUACAGCGCCGCCCAAAACUACACCAAUCCCUCCGAGUCCCAAAGUAGUCUAUGGACUUCUCAACGUGCCAAACGACCCCUCCAGAGGGUGGAGGAGGGUCAAGACAGGCGAGGAUGAAAGCAGCACGCCAACAACCUGUGGACUCGAGAACAAUAGCAUAGUGUCCUUCACCUUUGUUUCGGACCUCGAGGAUGAGGACGUUGUAUUCGAGGUGGAAUGGCCCAAGGACGACGACGAAUUGUACGACCAAGCAGUGUGA